UCGGGGCGGUUGGUUGGAGCGGCGCAGCAGCAGAGAGGUCCGGGAAAGUUUCUUUGGAGGUGGGGCCGGGAGCGGCCAUGUCCCACGGCUCCAAGCAGCCCGGCGCGGCCGCCGCGCCGGCGGGCGGCAAGGCUCCGGGGCAGCAUGGGGGCUUCGUGGUGGCUGUCAAGCAAGAGCGCGGCGAGGGCCCCCGGGCCGGCGAGAAGGGGUCCCACGAGGAAGAGCCCUCCAGGCCCCUCCCAACGGCGCGGUCCGGUUCUGCAGCCGGUGAAGAAGCGCGGCUGGCCCAAGGGCAAGAAGCGUAAGAAGAUCCUGCCAAAUGGGCCCAAGGCACCGGUCACCGGCUACGUGCGCUUCCUGAACGAGCGGCGUGAGCAGAUUCGCACGCGCCACCCAGACCUGCCCUUUCCCGAGAUCACCAAGAUGCUGGGUGCCGAGUGGAGCAAGCUGCAACCGGCCGAGAAGCAGCGGUACCUGGACGAGGCGGAGCGGGAGAAGCAGCAGUACAUGAAGGAGCUGCGCGCCUACCAGCAGUCAGAAGCCUACAAGAUGUGCACGGAGAAGAUCCAGGAAAAGAAGAUCAAGAAAGAAGACUCGGGCUCUGGGCUCAUGAAUACCCUCUUAAAUGGACACAAGGGUGGGGACUGUGAUGGCUUCUCCACCUUCGACGUCCCCAUCUUCACUGAAGAGUUCUUGGACCAAAACAAAGCGCGGGAGGCAGAGCUGCGGCGCCUGCGCAAGAUGAACGUGGCCUUCGAGGAGCAGAACGCGGUGCUGCAGAGGCACACGCAGAGCAUGAGCAGCGCGCGGGAGCGCCUGGAGCAGGAGCUGGCGCUGGAGGAGCGGCGGACGCUGGCGCUGCAGCAGCAGCUCCAGGCCGUGCGCCAAGCGCUCACCGCCAGCUUCGCCUCGCUGCCGGUGCCGGGCACGGGCGAGACGCCCACUCUCGGCACCCUGGACUUCUACAUGGCCCGGUUGCACGGCGCCAUCGAGCGCGACCCCGCCCAGCACGAGAAGCUCAUCGUCCGCAUCAAGGAGAUCCUGGCCCAGGUCGCCAGUGAGCACCUAUGAGGGUGUCCGCGACCCCACGGAUCCAGAGAAGACUGCCUUUGGUCACGGCCCCUUCCCCACCCCAUGGAGGAGGAUUGGGGGUCCACCUUUUGGGGCCAGGCCCAAUCCUGCACCUUGGGGGCUCCAGCCCCCCAAAAUUAAAUUUCUACAGCAUCCCUCUAGCUUUCGAUUCCCCCAGCAGCCUGACCCCAGAAAAAUCACCUGCUGUACAUGAAACGCCUAGAACCCAGAGCCCUGGGGCCCAGCAAGGUGCGCUCCCCUUG
This is a messenger RNA of Mustela lutreola (European mink), 1334 nucleotides long. It is a transcript of the gene HMG20B, whose product is annotated as high mobility group 20B. Gene Ontology annotation, cellular component: nucleus. Gene Ontology annotation, biological process: regulation of gene expression. Lineage: Eukaryota; Metazoa; Chordata; Mammalia; Carnivora; Mustelidae. The transcript has 10 exons. The record is from RefSeq and is a predicted model, not a curated record. Bases 145 to 1071 code for a protein of 308 amino acids.